Molecule: messenger RNA, 2980 nt
Organism: Cercocebus atys (sooty mangabey)
Lineage: Eukaryota; Metazoa; Chordata; Mammalia; Primates; Cercopithecidae
Gene: SLC39A11
Product: solute carrier family 39, member 11
Exons: 11
Coding region: 330-1358 (342 amino acids)
Biological process (GO): zinc ion transmembrane transport
Cellular component (GO): membrane
Molecular function (GO): zinc ion transmembrane transporter activity
Source: RefSeq, a predicted model, not a curated record
GGAGGGAAGCAGGAAGUGACUGCGGGAGUGGAGCCGGCGAGCGAGCGGCAGCGGGGGCUGAUGGAAGUGCAGUGGGGGCUGGAGAGGGCACCCUAGUUGGGUGUUCCGCGGACCACGCUUUGAGUAGCGAGGCAUUAGAGAACUUUUCCACAGUCCUCUCCGCCCAGACCUGAAUCCUUCUGCUGGAUUCCCCCUCGUGGAGUUAGGGCAUGUGUAUGCAGCUCCACUAAGGCCCAGCAGCCCUAGUGCUGUUCCCACUUCUGCAACUUCACCAGCCUCUUGAACUGACUCUUGGAAGCGGAACAAGAAGUUUAAAAGCUGUAUCCAGCAUGCUCCAAGGCCACAGCUCUGUGUUCCAGGCCUUGCUGGGGACCUUCUUCACCUGGGGGAUGACGGCAGCUGGGGCAGCUCUCGUGUUCGUAUUCUCUAGUGGACAGAGGCGGAUCUUAGAUGGAAGUCUUGGCUUUGCUGCAGGGGUCAUGUUGGCAGCUUCCUAUUGGUCUCUCCUGGCCCCAGCAGUUGAGAUGGCCAUGUCCUCUGGGGGCUUUGGUGCCUUUGCCUUCUUCCCUGUGGCUGUUGGCUUCACUCUUGGAGCAGCUUUUGUCUACUUGGCAGACCUCCUGAUGCCUUACCUGGGUGCAGCAGAAGACCCCCAGACGGCCCUGGCCCUGAACUUCGGCGCUACAUUGAUGAAGAAGAAGUCUGAUCCUGAGGGUCCCGCGCUGCUCUUCCCUGAGAGUGAACUUUCCAUCCGGAUAGGUAGAGCUGGGCUUCUUUCAGACAAGAGUGAAAAUGGUGAGGCGUAUCAGAGAAAGAAAGCGGCAGCCACUGGCCUUCCAGAGGGUCCUGCUGUCCCCGUGCCUUCUCGAGGGAACCUGGCACAGCCCAGUGGCAGCAGCUGGAGGAGGAUCGCGCUGCUCAUCUUGGCCAUCACUAUACACAACGUUCCAGAGGGUCUCGCUGUUGGAGUUGGAUUCGGGGCUAUAGAAAAGACGGCAUCUGCUACCUUUGAGAGUGCCAGGAAUUUGGCCAUUGGAAUCGGGAUCCAGAAUUUCCCCGAGGGCCUGGCUGUCAGCCUUCCCUUGCGAGGGGCAGGCUUCUCCACCUGGAGAGCUUUCUGGUACGGGCAGCUGAGCGGCAUGGUGGAGCCCCUGGCCGGGGUCUUUGGUGCCUUUGCCGUGGUGCUGGCUGAGCCCAUCCUGCCCUAUGCUCUGGCCUUUGCUGCCGGUGCCAUGGUCUACGUGGUCAUGGACGACAUCAUCCCCGAAGCCCAGAUCAGUGGUAAUGGGAAACUGGCAUCCUGGGCCUCCAUCCUGGGAUUUGUAGUGAUGAUGUCACUGGACGUCGGCCUGGGCUAGGGCUGAGACGCUUCAGACCCCAGGAAAGGCCAUACGAGGAAACAGCAGUGGUUGGCUUCUAUGGUACCACAAGCCUCUUUCUUCACAUUAAAACUUUUUUUCCUGUCUUCUUCAUCUCAUUAUCCUGAUUGACUCUGAUUAUAAUAGAACCAUUUUUACUUUGCUUUGAGGGAGAUUUUUGAUUUAAUGGGGAAUUUUAAGGUGGCAUGGAAAUACAGAUUGUUUGUUUUGGCCACUGAAUGGACUCUCUCUUCAGUGGGAUUAUCAAGGAACUCCAGAUCAGGGAAAUCUCUGCUUUGGGAACUUCUAUCUCCCUGCCAACUCCUCAAGGUCACCUAUAGAAGCGAGCUACCUUCUAUCUCCUAAGCAUUUUGGUGGCCUAGUGACUCAGGGCACAGUGGCCAGCACACCUCUCAUCCGCCCCUCCUGCUUCAUCACUGCUGAGCCUUUACCCAUCUAGAAUGCUGGAACUGGAGCAUCAUAAAGAUAGCAAGCUACCUUCCAAGGCCGAGCCAGCCCAGAGAGGAGCACGCCUUCCUCUACCUCCCCUCAAGGAGAUACUACGUGGGAGGGAGACACAAAGGGAAGGAAAUUGGCUAGUCUGGCUUUUUUUUUUUUUUUUUUUUUUUGGCAAAGAUUGACAUUCUUGAAGGAAAGGGGAUGAGGACAACUGAACUCACAGUGAGCCCUGUGGAGAGAAGACAGACAGAGUGUGGGUUUGAUCGGAAGCCUCUGCCGUCAAUGGAUUCCAGGAGCAAGGCCAUUUGUCGCGCUUUCCAAAUUUCUUAGGCAUUUAUUUUGAUAAGUUUAUAGCCAUCAUUUUUCUAAGAGACUUGGAGACACCAGCAAACUGCUAGAACUCAAACUCUUCAAUUACUCAAAGAAGGAGCCAUUUCAGUUAACUCAAGUGAAUGAGAGACUUUUGGAAUCUGCAGUGGGUCCUUCCCGGUUGACCAUUUGGUAACUUGUAAUCUGACCAAAACCUCUUGAGCUGCAACAGGCCUUGCCAGAGGGCUCAGGAUGGGAAAGGAAGAAGGGGAUGGGAAAAGAAGAGGUAAUUUUACAUUUCCCCUCUAAAGUAAAUUUUAGCCAACUCAUCAUUCUGAAAUGUCCCUAUAAAGAAUGAGUCAAACUAGACCAAAAGCCAGCCUACUCCUUCUUACAUAGUUUCUCCAACAGGGGUAACACUGACCUGUCCACUUCAAACACAGAUAAGGCCUGCCGUCCUCAUUGGUUAGAGGAACACGUGAGACUUUGAGUGGGCUCUGCUGAGAAGGCAGGCAGCCCAGGAGCCAGGUAUGCAGGCAUUGCAUUGUCAGUGUCUGCUCUCAGAGUUUACACAUUCAGUUGCUUCCAAGGUUGAAUCUCCUGCUCUGUGAAUGCUCUCAGACCCCAAAGGCCAACCUUGGGCUGGGUCUAUGUAUGUUCUUCCAAAGCACUGAUGAUCAAAAUUGAAGACACAUUCAGAGGUUUGAUUGGUUGAGAUUAACUGGUGUGGUGGUUGGUGUAUGUAUGUUUUAUUUUUAUGUCUUUGUAUGUAGUUCUACAUAAUGCAAAUUGUGCUUACUGAUGGACAAGACCUCAUAACUGUGAUUAAUAUCAAUAAAGGGGAUGUUGUGGAU